UACAUUUGUUACUUGAUGGACGGGAUGCUUUUAUUCUUUCUCUAUCAUCAGGUGAAAUAUCACUAUAUUAGAAGAUGGAAGUCACAAGUUCAGUAUUUAUCCUUCAUCUCGUUAUAUGCCAAAGGUGAAUCGGGAGAACCAUUGCGGUUGAAUUGCUGUCGACAAUCUGAUUUUGUUGACAUUUCCAGUUCUAGUGAUAGUGCCUGGGCACUUUGGAGAGCGCUUCCAUACAAAACUGACAUCUAUGAUGGUGAUGUUGACUUGGAGACAUAUCUUCCACAAACUAAAAAUAUAUUUUAUCUUGUGAACAAGAAGAAUGAUUGUGCUUUAGCUUUUGUUAAUGGGGUCCUGGAAGUUGUCAGCAAUCCUGGACACCCGUUUAAGUUUAAAGUAUUUCAUGAUCCUUCUCCAUAUGUUGGCAAUGUUUUUUUGGAUGGCAUUCUAGAGAAGGAAUCUGGAAAAAUCAUGCUACAUGAUUCGUGUAUAAGUGAGGGAAAAGAUCUGAGUCAGCGAGGAAGUUCUUUUGGUGUAACUGUGUCAGUGGACAAGGUUUCUUUGACCAUCGUUCAUGAACUUUCGGACUCCAAGGAAAAGUAUCCCCUCCUCCAGGGUUCUAUUAGUACUACUGAAGUUGUUAUACAGAUAUCGAAUGCUAAAGUUCGGGUUAUGAGCAGGCUGGAGAUUUUGCUGUAUUACUUUGAUUCCCAGAAAAAUAUGUGGAGAGAACUCAUGCAUCCAUUAGAAAUUGAUGUUUUCUACCGUUAUAGAUUUCAGACCCAGGGAUCAGAAAAUAUUAUCCACUGGGUGCCUGGCCAUUUCUAUGCUAGAUUGAAAGAGUUGAGUAUGACAAUGACUGAGCUUUCUUUGGACAUUAUUCUCUUUGUCAUUGGGGAGUUGAAUCUGGCCGGUCCUUACUCUGUAAGGAUCUCAACAAUUUUGGCCAAUUGCUGCAAGGUUGAAAACCAGUCAGGCUUAUCCCUUAUUUGUCAGUUCUACGAUAAUCAAGAUGUAUCAGUUGCAGGAAGACACUCCACUACCAUUUUCUUGAGGCACUUGGCUUUGGCAAAUCGACCUCCGGAAGCGUCAUUCUUCUCUAUCCAGCUUACGGAGAGAGGAUUUCUCUCUACUUCUCCACUUCAUCUUUCACUCUUGGAAACCCAGUCAUUUGCGUGGAGACCACGUAUAGUAUCUCUACAAGAGUCAAAAACUUUCCCUGGUCCAUUUCUUGUGGCUGAAGUUUCACCCAGGACUGAGGAUUGCUUGACAAUCGUCGUCUCUCCAUUACUAAAGAUACACAAUGAUACUGAUUUCUCAAUGGAGCUGCGUUUUCAACGCCCUCAGCAUAAGGAAGCUGAUUAUGCUUCUGUGAUGCUUAAGGCCGGGGACACAAUUGACGAUUCUAUGGCAGCCUUUGGUGCCAUAAAUCUCUCUGGUGAACGAAAGAAGACACUAAAUUCUUUGAGUGUUGGUAAUUUCCUAUUUUCUUUUAGACCUGAAGUUACAGAUGACUUAACACAUUUUGAGAAUCCAUCAGCUUGCUGGUCGGAUGAUCUUAGAGGUGGAAAGCCUGUUCGACUAUCUGGGAUAUUUGAUAAACUUACUUACCAAGUGCGGAAAGCAUUUUCCUUUCAAUCAAUGAAAUAUUCCUUAAGUACAGCACAUUGUGAUAUUAAGUCAAAGGAUGGACGUGUAGCAAAGAUUCAUUUUCUGAUUGAAAGCACUGGGAAGGAUGUACCUAUCAUACAUCCAGAUAACUUUGGGUAUGCGCGUGUAGAUAAAAGUUCGCCAGUUGCCUUGCAAGAGCAGAAAGAAAUCUUUCUGCUGCCUACUGUUCACUUCUCCAACUUCUUAGAUAUGGAGAUUCAUGUGAGACUCAGUGAUACAGGUUUGCCAUCUACUAAUGGUGUUGACUGCAUAUGCAAUGAGGCAACUAUUCCCUCUGCGUCGUCUGUAAACUUAUAUGCAAGUCCUGCUGCUAUUUAUUUUAUUGUUACUUUAACUUCAUUUGGUACAAGCUGCAAACCAAUAAAUAGUAGCGACAGUGCUAAGCGGCUGCAGAAGCGCAAAACUAAAGUUCAGUUUUUGGAUAUCGAAUUAGAUUUUGGCAAUGGCAAGUAUUUUGCAUUGCUUAGAUUAUCUCGUGGACAGAGAGGGAUAUUGGAGGCUGCUGUCUUUACUUCUUACACCUUGGAGAAUAAUACCGAAUUUUCUUUGUUCUAUUUUCCUGCAAAUCACAAGCUUGUUUCUAGGCAUGAGGUGGAAAAUAUUGCUUCUGCGGUGCCUCCAGAAUUAGGAUCUUAUCUUCCUCCCGGAUCAACAAAAUCAUGGUUCAGCAAAUGCCACAAGGUGCACAUUACACUCUUGGAUGAGAGAGCCUCUAAAGCACCCUUGGACUUGGAUGCUUUAUCAGGCCUUACGGAGGUGAACCUUGAAGUGGAAGGAAAAUCUGGUUCCAAAACUGUUACAAAGUUAGGAGUCUCUUUGAAACCAUCUGUUAGCAAAGUAGUUCCACUGCAGGUUGUAUCAAUGUAUCCCAGAUACGUCAUACUAAAUGAGUCAGAUGAAGUCAUCACUGUCCGUCAAUGUUUUUUGGAGGAGGAUGGGACUGACACAACUGUUACACUCAACAGUAAGCAGAGAGCAGCAUUAACUUUGAGGAGUGGAAAUGGGAUGACAACAAUUAAAAGACGCACCUUCUUUGAGAAUUUUCUCAAAAAGCAUGCAAAAUCCCAAAAUGAUUCGUCAUUUUUUGUCCAAUUUCAACCCAAUAAGGCCAGUUUCUCCUGGUCUGGGCCAGUUUGUAUUGCUUCGCUUGGACGAUUUUUUCUUAAAUUCAAGAAGUCGACCGAGUAUUCUGUUCAACAAUCAGAUCCUGCAACUCAGCAUAACUCAUCCAUGUGUGAAUUCGCCACUGUUCAUGUGGUUGAAGAUGGUCCUACAAUUGUUUUACGCUUCUGUUGGCCAGCAAAUAUGGACCUGCCUUACCGGAUUGAAAACCGCUUGGAAAAUACUUCUAUUACAUAUUAUCAGAAGGAGGGUUUAACAGAGCCGGAGGUUUUGGCAUCUGGAAGUAGUGUUGGCUAUGUCUGGGAUGACCUGACACAUGCUCAUAAGCUUGUUGUCCAGAUUGACGCUGUACAUCUACUACGUGAAAUAAACUUGGAUAAAGUACGUGAAUGGAAACCAUUUUACAGGAUUAAGCAACAGAGAGGUCUAGGGUUUCACUUACCUCUGGAAAAGAAGACAGAAGAUUCAAAGAAAAAUGGAUAUGGGCAGUUAACUGCCAUGGAGAUCAUAAAGUUGGGUUAUGAAGUAUAUGCAGAGGGCUUGACUAGGGUUCUGAGAAUUUGUGAGUUUUCUGAUAGACGCAGAGGGGACACUUCAUUCCAUUCCUGCACAAAGAUGCGGCUAAGAAUCUCCUAUUUUGCAAUUCAAUUAUUGGAACGUGCAAAGCAAGUAA
This is a messenger RNA of Nicotiana tabacum (common tobacco), 3460 nucleotides long. Lineage: Eukaryota; Viridiplantae; Streptophyta; Magnoliopsida; Solanales; Solanaceae. The record is from RefSeq and is a predicted model, not a curated record.